AUGUCUUCCUAUUUCGAUCAUUUUUUAAUUAUUAAAAUUUUUGGGUUCUUAUUUGAUUCUCAUUUGGUAUUGAUAUUAUCUAUAUUUAUAAUUUUUGUAGCUUUAAAUUUUACUUUUAUAAUCCCUUCAAGAAUUCAAUUAUUUUUUGAAAUGAUUAUUAAUCAUUUUUUUCAAAUUGUAAAAGAAAAUUUAGGAAACAAUUCUCAAAUAUAUGUAUUAUUUCUAUCAACUUUAUUUUUUUAUCUUUUAUCAAUUAAUUUAUUAGGAUUUUUUAUUUUUACUUUACCACCCACUACUCAUAUUUCACUAACUUUCGGAUUAUCAUUUUUCAUAUGAUUAUCAAUAAUAGUAUUUGGAUUUUUUAAUUUUAAAAGUUCUUAUUUAAGUAUGUUUAUGCCAACAGGGGCUCCUUUAGGUCUUUCUCCUUUAUUAGUAUUUAUAGAACUAGCUAGUCAUAUUUCUAGACCUAUAGCUUUAGGAAUGCGUUUAGCAGCUAAUUUAACAGCUGGACAUAUUUUAUUAACUAUUCUCUCUGAUUUUAUAUUUAAGAUGAUAUGUUUUUCUUCUUCUUUUUUUAAUUUAUUUCCUUUAAUGAUUAUUAUAUUUAUGAUUAUAUUAGAAAUAGGUGUCUUAGUAAUUCAAGCUUAUGUUUUUACUCUUUUAUGUUUAAUUUAUUUAAAAGAUAGUUUAAUUCUACAUUAA
This is a messenger RNA of Hydra vulgaris (swiftwater hydra), 702 nucleotides long. NCBI's taxonomy places the organism in Eukaryota, Metazoa, Cnidaria, Hydrozoa, Anthoathecata, Hydridae. The record is from the annotation of a RefSeq genome assembly.